Rhineura floridana is the source of this 2183-nucleotide messenger RNA. Its product is annotated as acyl-coenzyme A thioesterase THEM4-like. Bases 403 to 1194 code for a protein of 263 amino acids. The transcript has 7 exons. The record is from RefSeq and is a predicted model, not a curated record. Lineage: Eukaryota; Metazoa; Chordata; Lepidosauria; Squamata; Rhineuridae.
CCCAGAAGUCAUAGCAACUUGAGGAUUCCAGUGGUGGCAUUGAGUCCUCCUCAUCUGCUGUUAAUAUGGUGGUGUGAUUCAAAGGCCACAAGAUAUCAUGCAAAGCCCCAAAACCUUCCACUUCCUCAAUUUCUUGUGCAAGAUUUGGGAAGUUGUUUUUAUCCUCUUUAUUCCGGAGCCAUAUUGGCAGUUUAUCAGCCUCCCAGUCUGUAAUUAGAUUUUCGUAAAUCAGAGGUUCUUUCGACUCUGCCACAUCAUGCGACUUGGCUACAAACUCAUUCGUCUGAUAAUAUGAGGGAGAGGAAUCCUGGUGACUGCUGGUUCUUUUGUGGGCAGGGCCACAAGAUGUUAAAAGGGAGACGCUUGCUCCCAGCAACCAGGCGACUUUGAAGGGUAUCUGCCAUGCAGGUUAUUCCACGGAGCUGUGGUCAGCUGGCAAAGGGACUCACUCGCUGGAAGUCCCCCCAAUGCAGUCCUUGGGUGACAACAUCCGUGGGGCUUUUGCCACGUGGUUCUAUGCACCCUGCCUGUGUGCCGAUGUGGAAUGUUGCUGCCCUUUUUUCUCAGUUUCAGCAGGCGAAGGACUUUGGCCUCCCCAACUCGAGCUGGAGCCGGGACAUGAUGGCUCAAUAUGAGAAAUUCGUGGCGAUGUCAAAAGACGGGACGUGGAAGCGGAUGCCAAAUCACAAGCACUUGAUAGAUGAUAUCCCAAAACAGAUGAGGCCAGAACCCGCCGCUAAGAAGCGAGAUGGCACCCGCUGCUUCCUACGAAACGUGUACACGGAAGGCCUAGGCUUUGAAUUUGUGAUGUUCUUCAGUGCCUCAGAGAAAAGGGUGGUAUCAAUUUUCCAGCCGGGUCUUUACCUGGAGGGGCUGACAGGAUAUAUGCAUGGCGGUGCCAUCGCCACCAUCCUUGACAACACCCUUGCGGCCUGUUCCCUCUUAUCCACUGGCAGGAUGAUAACUGCUAACCUCAGCAUAAACUACAGGAGCCCAGUCCCGCUGGGGUCUGUGGUCCUAGUGGACACCAAAGUGGACAGAACCGAGGGGAGGAAAACAUUCGUGUCUGGCCAGGUGCAGAGUGUUGACGGGCAGGUCCUUCACGUGGACGCCACUGCUCUGUGCAUCAAACUGGAAUCGAAGAAUUCCCCACAGCAACAGGCCCGUUCCAGCGGUUCACCCGAGUCCACCUGAGGAAUUCAGAUCUCCCAGGAAAAUGACGGCACCACCACCCCGCCCCGAUUCCAUUUCAUCGAGAAGCGCUACGAUCAAAGAAGCUGGCUCUCUGAGAGAUCGGAUCUCUCUUGACCUUGUUCGCUUCUGUAUUACAAGCUGUUUGCUAUUGUUGUUGUUUUAAGGGCAAUUUAGCAUCAAUUGCUUUCAGGAGGAGCAAGUUUCCUAAUCGUUUGGGGAAUAUCUUGGGACUUACGUGUGUGGUUUAAUCAGGGCUGUGUGCACACCAUGCCUUUAAAGCACAUUCCCCACCACCACCACCAAAAAAUCCUGGGAACUAUAGUUUACCACUCAUACAAUUCCCAGCACCCUUGAACUGCAGUUCCCAGGAUUCUUUGGUGGGGGGGGGGAAUGUGCUUUAAAGGCAUGGCAUCUACGCAGCCUAACUCUUUGCAGAGCAGCCUGUUUCCGCUAACCCAGCUGAGCUAGCUCAAGACAACUUCUGAUAGUCCAACAAUAUCUGGAAGACAUCAGGCUGGAGAAGAUGGAACUGAACUAACAAUAUCUGCUGGGUGCACGUCCAAUUUGUCAUUAAAAAAACCUCAGCAUUUUGGGUGUAUUUGCUUUUUUUAAUGAAGAUGAGUUGUCUCAAGCAGGUAAUGGUGAACCAAUAAGUAACAAAAUAGAGGAGGGCGCUUUUUUUCCUCCCCCAUCCCAGACCCUUUUUCUUCUGUGUCAUGUCUUUUAGACUGUAAGCCGGACAGCAGGGGCCAUCUUCUCACUGACGUUUGCAAAGCCGCUUUAGGAGACUUGCUUGACUGAAGAGCAGGGUAUGAAGGGUUUAAAUGAAUGAAUGAAUGUGCCAUUCUUGCCAGAUAUUACUGGGCUCCGACAAUUGCCCCAGCCAUUAUGGCGAAGGGCCAGGGAUGAUGGGGGGGGUUGUUUUUAAAUAGCACAGGCCUCUCGACGAAGCUAGCUGUAAACGCUGCAAUAAAAAUGAUUACUGAAAA